AUGGCCAUUGUCGACCCAGCGACCAGAUCUCCAGCUCACAUCCGCCCCAGUAGCUGGGCCGAUGGCCUUCGGGGAAUUGCCGCACUGUUCGUAGUUGCGAGCCAUACCUGUCUCUGCUUUGCAAUAUACUUGGUCCCGCCGUCCUCCUCGGAAUUCGGACAAUCAUUCCUUUUCCAGCGUCCGUUUUUCAGAUUGGUGAUACAGGGUCAGGCGUGGGUGGCCAUCUUCCUAGUGCUACUUGGAUUUGUGAAUGCCCUCAAGCCACUCCAGCUAGCCCGCCGUGGAGCAACGGCCGAUGCUCUCAACGCCCUGUCUACUGGUGCCUUUCGGCGCAAGGGGAGACUCGUCUUCCCCGCAGCCCUGAUGACAUUUCUGUCUUGGCUAUUGUGUCAGUUCGGGGUGUUCCAAUUGGGUCGCCAGGUAGAUGCAUACUGGAUGCGGGCAACGAGUCCCAAACCAAGCUCUUCUUUGAUCACUGCCAUUGUUGAUCUUGUGCAAGAGGUGGUUGGCACUUGGACAUAUGGAGAGAACGCCUAUGACCAACCACAAUGGGCGUUGUUACAUAUUUUCCGUGGCUCGUUGUAUGUCUUCAUGGCUCUGCUGGCUUUGGUGAAUACCACGCCGCAGUUUCGCAUCUGUGCCGAAAUGGUCCUCUACGCUUACGCAUGGACGACACUUGAUGGCAUCGUCGGUACCAACAUUUUCGCUGGCAUGAUCAUGGCCGAAAUGUCAUUUUACAACUUGUCAGCCCUUCGACCACGCAUUUUGUUUAAAAUACUCCCCUAUGGACUCGUCACACUAGGCUUCUACAUCUGCUCUUAUCCCGACGAAUACGCAAACCAAACAGCAUGGUCUUCCCAGCUCGAAUCCCUCGCCCAAACCAUCUUCCCGAAAAAUGCGAAUGUCAGCAGAUACUAUGCCAGUCUAGGAGCACAGAUGGUCUGCUCUGGCGUGAUACUGUCGCCCUUCUUACGACGGAUACUCUCUCAUCCUGUACUGCUGUGGCUCGGAUCGAUCAGUUUCCCGCUCUACCUCAUCCACGGGCCUCUUAUGCGCUCUGUUCUGGUCUACCUCGUCUACCUGCCCAUGUCAAUUGGCUUCAAACCGAAUUUGCGACCCGAUGGGACAUCUGAUCCGGAGUCGUACAUUCCCACGCCGAACCCGUUCCGGCUGGGUGUGAUUCUUGUCAUAUUCUUUGCCUUCUUGCUCUAUGUUGUUCAGCAGUGGACGAUAUAUGUUGAACCGAAGAUGGCUGCACUGACGGAUGCUUUUGAGAGAUUUUCUCGCUCGUGGGGGAAGAAUGGGAUGUGGGCUAUCAGGAAUAAUGGUGCACUAUUGCCUCUCAAUUCUGCCAAAGAGAUCAAGGCAUGA
This is a messenger RNA of Penicillium arizonense, 1371 nucleotides long. RefSeq lists its product as uncharacterized. The coding region runs from base 1 to 1371 and encodes 456 amino acids. The record is from RefSeq and is a predicted model, not a curated record. Gene Ontology annotation, biological process: polysaccharide biosynthetic process. NCBI's taxonomy places the organism in Eukaryota, Fungi, Ascomycota, Eurotiomycetes, Eurotiales, Aspergillaceae. Gene Ontology annotation, cellular component: membrane. The transcript has 3 exons. Gene Ontology annotation, molecular function: acyltransferase activity, transferring groups other than amino-acyl groups.